Mycotypha africana is the source of this 1568-nucleotide messenger RNA. Its product is annotated as S-adenosyl-L-methionine-dependent methyltransferase. The record is from RefSeq and is a predicted model, not a curated record. The transcript is spliced from 5 exons. The coding region runs from base 432 to 1220 and encodes 262 amino acids. Lineage: Eukaryota; Fungi; Mucoromycota; Mucoromycetes; Mucorales; Mycotyphaceae.
CUUUUAUAAAAAGGUUCUAAAGCAACCACUGGUUGACUUUUUUCUCUUCCUAAUACUAUAUUAAAUUAUUUCAAAAGACUGUUUGGCUGUCCUUGUACGAUAUAUAAGGAGAUAGCCACUUUAAAAAAAAAAAGCAGUAAAUACCACGCCAGAAUUAGUAACCAUGGGAGCUAGACAUUCACGACAAAAUCAAAAAAAUACAACUGCAGCAGAUCAGACGUUCGUUCAUAGUAACUCUUCCUCUUGUUCUUCUGCAAGAGACUCAAUAACACGCACAAGAUCAAUGACUAAUUCAGUCAUGGUGGAAGGACGGCAAUAUCAUCAGGAGGAAGCUAGUACUUAUGGAUUGCCUAAAGAUGAAAUCGAACAAGACAGACUAAAUUCAGUAAGAAGAAAUAAAAGAUGGCCCACCAUCAUCAUUCAAACGGCUGAUGACCUCUGCCUUUUUUUUUAAUAAUAUAUAUUAUAAUACAUGCACACAGCAACACUUCUCCAUAAAAGCAUUGUUUGACGGAAAUAUACUCUCUUCUGUACUAAAUCGAUUGCCACCCAACGCUCAAGUGCUCGACCUUGGUUGUGGAUCAGGAUGUUGGGUCAUGGACAUGGCUAUCGACUACCCUCAUUUUCAAUUUAUCGGUGUGGAUAUGGCUGAUAUGUUCCCAACUGCAAUUCGACCUGAGAAUGUCAAAUUUCAGUUACAAAACAUCUUACAAGGAUUACCUUUUCCUGAUAACACCUUUGAUUUUGUUCACAUGCGAUUGUUGAUCAUUGCUUUUCAAAAAAAGGAUUGGCCUUGGGUGUUAUCUGAAAUUUAUCGGGUGCUUAAACCAGGUGGCAUUGUGCAACUUAUGGAAUCGGAUUUCACGGAAAAGACAAAUGUACCGAUCGUAGAAAAAUUCAAUAAUGAAUUUAUCAAAGCUAUGUUAGAUCUCGAACAAGAUCCAUGGAUAGGCUCUAAAUUGAGUCAUUUGUUGGAAGAACAGAACUUCCAGGUUGUAGAAUUGAAAGAGAAAUAUCUGGAUUACAAAUUACCUCUAAAUCCAAUAUCAAAAGAAAUGCUGACCAAUUGGAAAGAUGCUAUGCUUUCUAUAAGACCCAUGCUAGCUCAUCGGUUCGAAUCAGCUGAUUACAAUGCAGUCGUAGAUCAGUAUAUUGAUGGCAUUACACAAGCGGGAUGGAAAGUCAAAUUAUGGGCACUUUGUGGCCAGAAAAAGGAAUAAAAUACAAAAGUUGUGUAGUUUUGUAGGCAUACACAAACAAACAUUCUAGUGUCGAAGAAAAAAAGCUAAAAUGCGAUAAAGUUUUUUUCUUUGUUUUACACACGUUUUGAAAGCUUUUCAACAAACAUACCUUCAUACGUUGGCAGCUUUUUUGUUACAACUUUUCAUUCAGUUUCAUUGUUAACUUUUAUGUAAUAUACAAGGGGAAAGCUAUGCAAUGAUGACUUAAGGGAAAAAAAGGGUCAGAAAAGAUCUCCACUCGAUUACAUAAUAACCAAUAAAUAUGAUUUGCUUUGUUCUUGAAUAUGUAAAAUGAUGAAAAAAAUUUUAAGACAUAGCCAAUCAAUC